AUGAUUGAGGACUAGAACUCGACUUCAGAAUCUCAAGAGAUUUUCGGAUCAUAAGCAUUUGAAAUCAUAGAUAAAGUACCAAGAUAACCUAGUCAUAAAGAAUAUCUAAUUAAAAAGUAAUCAUUUGGAAACAAAUAAACAAAAAGAUCAAUCAGUGCAAUAAAAGUCGAUGAUAACAAAAUGAAUAUUAAUAAUGGUUAAGUGUUAAAAAAAUCAAAGGAUGAUCAUCCACUAACAAAUUAGGAACAAUUGGAAUUUAAAUUGAUUCAAGUGGAAAUAUCAGAUUUCAUCAUAAUAGAGCAUUAAUAAAAUGGCAAAGAAUAUAAAAUUUUGGACUAAAAUGAUUGGAAGAAAAUAAUCAAGUAGAAAUCAUUAACAGGAUAUAUGAUGCACGAUAUACAUGUAUCAUUAUUAACUUAAAAUCUAUUCUUUAUUGAGAGGAGAGAUAUUUGGUUGUUAUUUUGCGACAUAGACUCGAUAAAGUAAAAAAUUCAAUAGAAAAAUUCCUCAUUUUUUCAGUAUUCUAUCUAAGAUAAUAAUUUUUCAUCAUAAAUUGACAAGGAUAUUCCAAGAGCAUUGAUGGGAAAUAGAUUCUUGAAUUUACAAGAAAAUCAAACUAGUUUAAAAAAAAUAUUGAUGGCUUAUGCUAAUUAUGAUCCUGAAUUGGGUUAUACAUAAGGAAUGAAUAUUAUUGCAGCCAAUUUACUAAUCUGUUACGAUUUGAAAACAAACGAUGAAAAAUUCUUAGAGGAUGUUGAAAUCAUAGAUCCAUCAAGAGAUUAAAAUGUGUUUUAUCUUUUUAUAUACAUUAUGGUAGAAUUAAAUUGGAGAUCAGUUUUCAUUCCUGGAUUUCCGGGAUUAAUUAAAAUGAUGAAGGUUUUGGAUUUAAAAUUUAAAAGUGAAUUGCCUAAAUUAUAUGAACACUUUUAAGAAUCUAAUGUAGAUCUAAAUGUGUGUUUCUAAUAAUAAUAUCUGUCCUUAUUAAUGUAUGGAAUUUCUUGGGAGAUCAGUAGGAUGAUUUUCGAUUUAUUCCUUUUUGAAGGUGAAUAGAUUAUUCACACUUUUCUGAUUGGAAUGUUAAAGUAUUGUUAAGAUAAUCUUCUUAAAAUGCGAACUUUUGAAGAAAUUACGAAAUUCUGCAAAAAUGAAAUGAUAAGAUAAUUUUAUGAGUUAUUUUCAAUAAAAUUUGUAGGAAACAAAGACUUUUCAACUAUCCUAUUAAAUUUAGGCUUUAUUAAAGUUUAGGGCGAAAUAGUACCACCUCCUUAACCUUUGGCUUCUGUUAAACAAGUAUUAAAAGAAAAUAAGUUUGAGAUAUGGAAGGGAACCUUCCUUAAGAACUUUUUCCAAAAAAAGAAAUGA
Paramecium tetraurelia is the source of this 1362-nucleotide messenger RNA. RefSeq lists its product as uncharacterized. The transcript has 6 exons. Lineage: Eukaryota; Ciliophora; Oligohymenophorea; Peniculida; Parameciidae. The record is from RefSeq and is a predicted model, not a curated record.